GCUCUCGUGAUAAAGGCCCCACAAGGUAAGACAGACAGUCAGUUCUUCAGAGGCAGCUGAGCAGAUAAGUGCCACGUCUAACUGGAGGGAUGAAGCAGUCACGUGGCUACAUCAUCGGCGCGGGCGCCACCGUGGUGCUGGUGGUGAUCGUGCUGAUGGCGGUGCUGGUGCCACCCAAGCCGGAGAUCCGUGGCUGCCCCGCCUCCUACGAGAGCCAUCCCUUGAUCCUGGUGUCUCUCGAUGGCUUCCGGGCGGACUAUCUCGAGAAAGGCCUCACGCCUGGCCUGCAGGCGCUCGCGGAUGGGGGGGUCCACGCCCCCUUCAUGAAGCCCUCGUACCCCACCCUUACCUUCCCCAACCACUACACCAUUGUCACGGGCCUGUACCCGGAGUCCCACGGCAUCAUCGCCAACAAGUUCUACGACCCGGAGUUCCAAGCGACCUUCUCCCUGGGCAGCGCGGAGUCCCUUCUGGGCCGCUGGUGGGGCGGCGAGCCCAUCUGGAACACUCUCACGCGCCAAGGUAAAAUGAGCGCGACGUUCUUCUGGCCGGGCUCCGAAGCCGACAUUGGGGGCCAGCACCCGACCUACUGGAUGCCCUACAACGACGACACGCUCUUCAGCGAGCGCGUCGAGCAGGUCCUGAGUUGGAUCACUCUGCCAGCUGAGGAGAGACCGGCCUGGGUCUCCCUGUACCUCAACGAGCCAGACCACACGGGCCACGGGGAGGGACCCGACAGCAACCAGGUCGAUGCCCUGAUCAUGUACGCGGACCGCACGAUCCAGCAGCUGGUAUCAGGCCUGGAGGACCUCGGCUUGCUCGACUGCGUGAACCUGGUGCUGGUAGCUGACCACGGCAUGGCGGCGUCGGGGCUGGACAAGAUCAUUAAGCUCAAGGACUACGUGCCCGACAUCUACGACCUCGCCUUCACCUACUCCGGCGCCUUCGGGAGGAUCAGCCUGAAGAACGACAGUGAAACCGUCGAGAUGGACAUCCUCGAGAAGCUGACGUGCCAGCGAGAGGAGCUCCGAGCCUACGACUACCGCGACCUCCCAACGCGGUUCCACUUCAGCAACAACCGCCGAAUCGAAGACAUCGUUCUCGACCUCGACGCCGGCUACACCGUCAGCGUCUCCUCCGAUUUCUACCUCGAGGGUCAGCAUGGAUACGACAACUAUGAUCAGAAGAUGAAUGCUCUCUUCAUCGGCCACGGCCCUGCCUUCAAGAAGGGCGUGGAGAUUGAACCCUUCCAGAACAUCGAGCUCUACAACCUCAUGUGCCACCUGACGGGGAUAGAGCCGGCGCCCAACAACGGCACGGAGGGCUCGCUUUACCACGCCCUCGUCAGCCCUCCGACCACGCCGUCUCUGCCUCAGGAGGCGAAGCCGCCCGCCGCUUCCUACCCCAGCGCCGAGGAAGAGGCGGCUCGGCUGACGCUGUCAGGCUGCGAUGGAGACCUGGCGGCUGUAGAGCCCUGGAUGUCGAGCCUGGAUCUGACGGAGGCGCAGAAGCAGGAGGCGGAGGCCCGACAUCUCCCUUGGGGCGUCCCGCACUCGGGGAACCUAUCCGCCUCGCUGGUCCUCCUGCACCACGCCAGCCACGUCACGGCCUUCUCCGAGAGCCUGAAAAUGCCCCUGUGGACGAGCGUGACCCUAAGUGGGGCGCCGACGGACCCGCAGCCAGCCAGUUGGUGCAGCGACGUCCGCCUCACGGCUGAGACUACGCCCACCUGCGCGCAGUACGAACAGCUCAACGUGUCCAUGGCGCCGCUACUGCCCCCGGGCUUCCUUCAGGACCCUGAGCUCGCCCGCGUCCCAUACAUGGUGAGCAACGCAGUGCCGGCGAUGCCCCAGCUGGUCGAGAGGUGGUCUCAGCUGGUGACCGACCUUGUGCCGGCCUGGCUAGCAGUCCACGGCUCGCUCAACCUGGUGCUGGGGCCUGUGUUCGACAACGACGCGGAUUCUCAUGUCGACGAUUUCACUAUGUUCAGCCCUCCUCCCGAGACGCCCUCAGACAUGUUCGCGGUGGUCACCCGCUGCGAGUCCCUGGGCGUCCCCGUGGAAAGCUGCACGCCCGAGGAACUGGACGCCCUUGCCUUCAUCGUCCCCGAGGCUCUCCGCGCCAUUAACUGCCUGAACGCAACGCGCUUCGCACAAGAGUUCAGCGCAAAGGUCCGCGACGUGGAGACGGCGACCGGCCUGACGCUCUUCCCACAGCUGGCCUUCGCCGAGCGCACGAGACUCGAACUCAGAAUCCACUCCGACGUCUGGCCGCUGUCGUGAGCCCCUGCCCGACGCACGCGAGUUGCCGCUGUAAUGUAUUCCAAUAAACACUUAUCAAAUCA
Molecule: messenger RNA, 2344 nt
Organism: Penaeus indicus
Lineage: Eukaryota; Metazoa; Arthropoda; Malacostraca; Decapoda; Penaeidae
Product: venom phosphodiesterase-like
Exons: 15
Coding region: 90-2282 (730 amino acids)
Cellular component (GO): sarcoplasmic reticulum; striated muscle dense body; I band
Molecular function (GO): nucleic acid binding; hydrolase activity; metal ion binding
Source: RefSeq, a predicted model, not a curated record